This is a messenger RNA of Megalopta genalis, 1963 nucleotides long. RefSeq names its product Synaptotagmin 4 (gene Syt4). The record is from RefSeq and is a predicted model, not a curated record. Gene Ontology annotation, biological process: vesicle fusion; calcium ion-regulated exocytosis of neurotransmitter. Gene Ontology annotation, cellular component: exocytic vesicle; axon; plasma membrane. Gene Ontology annotation, molecular function: calcium-dependent phospholipid binding; phosphatidylserine binding; clathrin binding. Lineage: Eukaryota; Metazoa; Arthropoda; Insecta; Hymenoptera; Halictidae.
UCGGCUCGUUCGCCGACGCGAGCGGGGCAUAUUCCGCGCAAGCUCGGCCCGUUACUAUUGAUCGAGCAUUUCGCCCGAUGGUCGCCUCAGAAUACCACGAACGGUCCGCACACCGUAAAUAUUCGUUCAGUACGCCGUGGCCGAGUGACUUACGCGACUAAAAACGUUCGAGUACAAGGAGAAACGUGGCCGAACAUGGUCGGAGGAGUGACAGAGGAUGGACCCGUUAUAUCUCCCGUCGGUACCGAGUUCAUUGUAAUUCCAGUGACGUCGACGUCGGUGCUCGCGAUAUGGCCGCUGUGCAUCGUCGCUGCUUUUCUACUUUGCGCAGUCGUGAUGACCUGGUGGCUUUGUCGGCGUCGUCGCGAGCACACCAAGCUCAAUUCCGACAAGUCCCUAGCGUUCAGACCGCCGCAUAGGAAGCCGAGGGCGGUCAAGAGUCCCGGCAGUACCAGCCAUUACUUGAAGAAGAGCCCGAGUCCCACGGAGCCAACCAAGAGUCCUCCUGGCUCCGGAGGGCAGACGCCGAGCCCCACCGGCUCCCAGGCUUCGAAUCCCUACUCGCAGCCUAGAACGCCCCAGGGUACGGGUACGCCAGCUCAGACACCUUCGGGCGAGGUGACCCUAAGCAUCGAGAACGAGCGCGAUAAGGCGGAGAUCGAGAACAAUGAGAAGACGGAGCGCGAGAAGAACCAUACGACGAAGAACAACAAGGAUAAUUUGGGCCAGCUGAUGUUCAAGUUGCGGUACAUCAGCGAGCACACCGCGCUCCGCGUGACCGUCGUCAACUGCAAAGGGUUGCCGGCGAGGGAGCAGAACGCAACCAGCGAUCCUUACGUGAAAUUGAAGCUGCUGCCUGAUAAGCAGCACCAAGUGAAGACGAGGGUCCUCAGAAACACCAGGGACCCGGUCUAUGACGAGGACUUCACGUUCUUCGGGAUAUCGAAGGAUCAGCUGCAGAAAAUCAGCCUACACUUCAUAGUGCUCAGCUUCGAUAGAUACUCCCGGGACGAUAUUAUCGGCGAAUUGACGUGUGCACUCUCGUCGGUGUCCGGUCUGGAGAACGCUGAUAACCAGGAGAUAUCAUUGUGUCGAAAAAUUUGCCCCAGAAGCCUGAAGAUCCAAUCGCAAGGCAGAGGAGAGCUGUUGGUUUCUCUUUGCUGGCAACCGAUCAACAGCCGAUUAACGGUUGUCGUACUGAAAGCGCAGAAUUUACCAAAGAUGGAUGUGACCGGCUUGGCGGACCCGUACGUGAAAAUCUACCUGCUCUAUAACAAUCAACGCAUCGCCAAGAAGAAGACAUGCGUGAAAAGACGCACCCUCAGCCCGGUAUUCAACGAGUCCUUCGUUUUCGACAUUCCGAACGGAGCGGACGGUCUGAAAAACGUCAGCCUUGAAUUCAUGCUGCUCGACUGGGACCGUGUGACAAAGAACGAGGUGAUCGGGCGACUCGAAUUCGGCGGACCAGACUGUCAAGACUCAGCUCUGAACCAUUGGAGAGAAGUCUGCAGCUCGCCGCAAAGGCAGAUCGCUGAUUGGCACAAAUUAAGGGAGUAGUUAGUAUCUCCCAGCCCCAUCGAUUUUCCUGGUAUCCCAUCUCCAACUAUCCGAAAGCCCCACAUCCUCCUCCAUUAUGAAACCACCGAUCCAACCCCCCGAAACCCUACGAUGAAGUAGGGUAUCUGUUUUGUAAACCUAAUACUCGAUGUAUAUUAGGCUUGAAGCGAGUGGUGGCACGUCCACCCGCGAUCGAUGCAACUGCGGGUUCGCUCCGCGAGACGUAUCGUGUUUCGAACCGGCGAUUAUCAUUUCUUGCGGGCGCAAACUUUCGUCGUUCGAUUCUUCGCUUCGGACGGACGCGUUUCCGAUCGAUUUUCGCGGGCUGAUUAUGCCAGUCCUCUUCGAAAUUUCAUCCUUGGUUUUCGAGGCAAUUAAAGAACGAAAGUAAAUUCUUCAUUUUUAA